CCACCACUCGCCCCCCUCGCCUCCUCUGCGCCUCGGGCGCGCCCUCUCGCCUCAUGCUGCCGUCACCUCGGCUGCGCUCCGCCUUUGGGCGUCUGCUGCCUUCCGCGCGCCUCACCUCCUUCGACCCCGCCAUCCCGCAAGUCUACACCGCCGCCGCCGCCGCGCAGACACGCGGCGACUUUGGCCUCAAGCGGCCGCUCGCCGCGGGCCAGACGCCGGGCAGCGUGCGCUACGUGGCCGUCGCGGACCUCGACUCCGACGCAGGCGCCACGACGUGGCACGAAGAGGAGCAGCGCGUCCUGCUGCGCUCCUCCUGGCUCGAGAGCGGCGCGCGGCUGCGGCGCACGGGCGGCAGUGCCGCGCUGAGCAAGGUGCCCGUGCCCGUCUGUCUCGCCGACUUUCGCCCACAGCACGUGCUGCCCAGUGCCUACUCGGCAGAGAAGAUGCCGCACCUCUCGGCGGCCGAGCGCGAGAAGCUCAUCGCCGAUGCGCGCCUCUCCAAGGCGGCGCCGAUGCCGCCUCGCCCCGGCGCCAGCAGCGCCGGACGCGGCAGCGGCAGUGCCGCUCGCGGCGGCGCGGCGCUGCUGCACUCGACGCGCCUCGACAUGCGCGACGACUUCUGCGCCAUGUCGCCCGCCACGUUUGAGCGCUUCCUGGGCAAGGUGCGCGCUCAGCGCAAGGCGUGGAAGGACGCGUUGAAGGCCGACCUCGUGCGCAGUUCGAGGGAGCUGGCCCUGAAGCAAUACAACCAGAUGCUGCGGCAGCGGCGCAGAGAUGCAGAGGAGCAGCGCAGCAAGGCGGCGUCUUCGGCAUCUUCGUCUUUCAUCGGCGGCAGCGCUCUCUCCUCCUCCUCUCCCUCGGCUUCGUCGUCCGGCCUCAACUCCCUCUUCUCGCCUGCGCCUGCUGCGCCGAGCGCUGCGUCGACGAGCGAGGCAGCGCAGCAGCAGCAGCAGGAGAUCACCCUCGACCACAUUCCCAUGAAGGACAUCUCCGAGUUGACCGCCGACACGUGGGACAGCUCGCGCAGCUCGGAACAGAAGGAUCAGAACGAGGCGUGGUUCGACUGGCUUCAGUCUCGCGCGCAGACCCGAGCUGCCUCGCCCAACUCUCGGCGUCUGCUGCCUCUCGGCGCCAGCGGUGCCGCCAGCCUGCACGCCGGAGCCUCGGCGGCUGCGGCGCCGCUGCAUCCCUUCGGCGGCCUGCAGUACGGCAGCAACGAUGUGAUCCAAGGUGCUCUGCUCGCUCCUGCACAGCCCGGCUUCGUCGUGUGCCGAUCGGAGUACAUCGAGGAGACGCACAUCGCCACCGCCAUCAACGAUCGUCCGUACAGCGCCGCGGCUCGCGACGGCAAGAACAAGAACAACGGCUACCUCGUCUCGCUGGCCGGUCGCAUGGCGCAGACGCGCAACUCGUACGUCGGCAGUACGUCGCGUCCGAUUGAGUGGAGUUCGGAUGCGGCACGCGCCGAGGUGCAGGUCAAGGUCACCGGCGAGGCCACGUACGGCGCCAUUGGCCGUUCCGCUCGCGCAAGGCUCGCGGCCGCCGGCGGCUCUUCGUCGGCGCUGAGCGGCACGGCAAAGUUCAGCGUGCUGCCUCCCGAGCUCGGCGCCAUUCACGCCACGGUGCUCCCCACCUCGCAGCUCGCCGCCUCUGCCUCCGACACGCCCGGCUCGGCGGCGUGGGUGGGCGCGCGCGAUGCCCGUCGCAAGGAGCACACGGGCAUGGCACAUGACUUUGCCGCGCUCUCGCAGCCGAAUAUCUACAGCGCUGUGGAGAAGCGCAACCAGCUGGGCCGCGCCAGGAGAAAGGCGGCACUGGCGAACAAUGGAGGAAAGCCGGCGAUGGCGCAGGGACAGAAGUGGCAGCAGACGCUGAGUCGACUGUCGAACUUGAAGGGCUGA
Messenger RNA from Tilletiopsis washingtonensis, 1901 nucleotides. RefSeq lists its product as hypothetical. NCBI's taxonomy places the organism in Eukaryota, Fungi, Basidiomycota, Exobasidiomycetes, Entylomatales. The coding region runs from base 54 to 1901 and encodes 615 amino acids. The transcript has a single exon. The record is from RefSeq and is a predicted model, not a curated record.